UAAAAUAUAAUGUAUAUUUUACAGUCAAUGAGUGUAACCCCUCCAAAGAACCACAGCAGCAGAACCCGAGGGGCCAAACUGGCGCGAGCCUGUCGGUUCUCUGUUCUAUUUAUAACCCAUCGUUGUCCAAACGAGGCCGAAAAGAUAAGCGUGCAGCAGCAGGAAAAGGCCACACUUUGCUUUUAUGUUUCAGCAUGUUUGCCCUUUGUCUUCAUGAAAGUUAAACAGAGGCGGAGGGGGUUUGCUAACUUGUAACAUAAUGGCCUAAAAAGGGUGAGCGGCCCCUUUAAGAAACUCAAAACAAUCGUCUACUUCCGGUUUGGCUAAUGAGAAAACGAAACGACAACAAAUAGUUGAAAUAAAUAAAAACGUAUGUUUCUCUAAUUUCAUUUAAGCCCAUUUCCCCCCUCGUUUACAUUUAUAUUUAUUCAAUUGAUUUUUAAGUCCUCUCGUAAUUCAAGGCUAUGGCGGGAGCGAAAAGAAAGAUGCUAGCUUUAGCCGUUUCUCCUGGACGGUCCGAAUCUGCGAAUAAACCCCCAAACCAAACGCAAUUAAAACGCAAAGCUUCGCCCGCCAAGCUGAAAAAGUUGUUUGUGAGUGACAAUGUUCAAAAUGUGGUGUCGGAACGAAGCCAGUAUUUUACCAGAGAGCCGCAGCACAGACUGGGAGAGGAUUUUUUCCACCAGCCAUGCAUCAGUUUGGCUAAAGCACUCCUCGGGAAGGUUCUGGUCCGCAGGUGUUCAGAUGGCACAGAACUACGGGGCAGAAUCGUGGAAACCGAAUCCUACCUUGGAGGGGAAGACAAGGCCUCCCACUCAGCUGGAGGCAGACGCACUGACAGGAACUUAGCCAUGUUUAUGAAGCCGGGAACCAUUUACGUCUAUCCCAUCUAUGGGAUCUACCUCUGUAUGAACAUCUCCAGUGAAGGGGAAGGAGCCGCUGUGCUGCUACGCUCUUUGGAGCCUCUGCACGGUCUGCCCGUCAUGCGGGAGCUGAGGGCAGCCAGACGCAAAGAGAGCGCCCGCCAGUUAAAAGACAAAGAGCUCUGCAACGGGCCCUCAAAGCUGUGCCAGGCUCUAAAUAUACCCCGCUGCUUUGACCGGCGAGAUCUAGCCUCAGAUCCAGAAGUGUGGUUAGAGAGGGAUCCGGACGAAAGUCCGAUAAAAUACCAGGAUAUAGUGUCAGCGCCGCGCAUCGGGAUCGAGUCCCACGGGGAGUGGGCUAAGAAGCCACUGCGGUUUUAUCUCCGUGGACAUCCUUGUGUCAGUGUUGUGAAUAAAGCAGCAGAAGUUCAGUCUGGAAAUGCCGUGAAGGAUUUAGGACCCUCAGAAGUCCAGUCUGGGACAGAACGGCCAAACCGGACUAAUCCUCAAACUACGCUUCCAGGUGUUUCAAUUUGAAGCCGGUUUUUAAAAUCACUUUUCAUCGUAAACGUGUAAAAGUCAAGAUGAUGAAGUCUAAAGGAAACUUUAAAUUUUACGUUCCAAAACCUUGAUUCUAAAACUACAGAAAGUAAUAGAUUACAAUAAAAAAUUGGACAAAUCUCAA
Messenger RNA from Oryzias melastigma (Indian medaka), 1548 nucleotides. It is a transcript of the gene mpg, whose product is annotated as N-methylpurine DNA glycosylase. Bases 465 to 1400 code for a protein of 311 amino acids. Lineage: Eukaryota; Metazoa; Chordata; Actinopteri; Beloniformes; Adrianichthyidae. Gene Ontology annotation, molecular function: alkylbase DNA N-glycosylase activity; DNA binding. The record is from RefSeq and is a predicted model, not a curated record. Gene Ontology annotation, biological process: base-excision repair. The transcript has 3 exons.